AUGUAUCCAUGGCUUAAUGCAGCUCUUUAUCCUCUUCAAUCUCAAUCUUUGAUGUAUUGUGCUAUUCCAAAGAUAGCAUCAAAAACGCUUGUUUCACUAAUGAUGUAUGUUUUUGUUCGUGAUAUUAUAACUCAUCUCGAUAAUAAUUCGACAAAUAUUAAUAUUAAGAGAAUUCGACCAGAACAACUCAUUGAUAUUCCUAAACUCAUCAAUCAACUUCAAAAGAAUGGAAUUACAAUUACAAACACAAAAGAAUCGACUUCUUUCUCUUCAUUGUUGAAGACUUAUCUUCAUCUCCUUCGUUUUGAAAGGGUCAGUAGUACAUCUCCAUCUCUAUAUUUCAAUCCAUGGCGAUUAAAUAUAAAAGACAUAUUUCAUAGUUUUGAUUUCAAAAGUAUAUCAAAUCUAUCUGAUAUAUUUUCUCCAUCCUUCACUCGUGCUCUAUUUGUUCGACAUCCAUUUGAACGUCUAGCAUCGGCUUAUAAGGAAAGAAUCGCAACACUCGCAAAAGAUAGAAUUCAACCAGAAACUCACUACGAUAAUGUUCGCAAGGUAAUCUGUCGUCGAUAUACACACCCUGAUUGGAUUCCAGGUCCAUUGAAAGAAGAGCAUCCAUGUGAAUACUCUAUUCCGCCAUUCAAACAUUUUGUUGAAUUUAUUCUUAUGAAUACUGGCACAUAUUCUGGAGUAACUCAAAUGGACGGUCAUUGGCAGCCAUAUACAGUAGUUUGUCAAGUGUGUAAAUUUAAAUAUAAUUUUAUUGGUAAAUAUGAAACAUUCGACAAUGAUUUUAAUUCAUUACUCAAACGUCUCAAUGUAUCUGAAUGGAAUAAUGAAAAGCGACGCGGUGCAUCCGGUCAUAAGACAUGGGAUUAUCAACAGUUAUUUUCAUCUUUACCAGAUAAUCUUAUCUGUCGGCUCAAACGUCUCUAUAAUGAUGAUUUACAGUUAUUUAACUAUCGAAUAGAAGAUUAUGUCAAUCGAACAACGUUAAUUUGCUGA
This is a messenger RNA of Adineta steineri, 1002 nucleotides long. Lineage: Eukaryota; Metazoa; Rotifera; Eurotatoria; Adinetida; Adinetidae. The record is from the annotation of a GenBank genome assembly.